Molecule: messenger RNA, 330 nt
Organism: Fraxinus pennsylvanica
Lineage: Eukaryota; Viridiplantae; Streptophyta; Magnoliopsida; Lamiales; Oleaceae
Source: the annotation of a GenBank genome assembly
AUGGUUUCACUAUUUGUGGAGGUGAAAGAAUUUGGUGUUCCAGACACAGUUAAGUCAAUGUUAUGGUGUGGUGAGGAUAUAUGUGUGGGAAUCAGAAGAGAGUAUAUGAUCUUGAAUGCUACAAAUGGUGCCUUGUCUGAGGUGUUUCCUUCAGGGAGGAUUGCCCCACCUUUGGUGGUGUCUCUUCUGUCUGGAGAAUUUCUUUUAGGGAAGGUCUCUUACCAAGACACAUUGAGAUAUGGUCCCUUCGGUCUCCUUAUCCAUAGUUACAAACAGUUGUUCGCCGCAAUGUUUGCCAUCUCCUUCAUAGCAACCAUGUUAUUAUUGUAG